AUGGAUGCAAGAAGUGCAGACUCUAGGUUGAGGGCAGGCGCUCUAGCAGGCACUACCGUCGACCUCUCCCUUUACCCUCUCGACACAAUCAAGACUCGCCUUCAAUCCUCUCAAGGUUUCCUGCGCGCAGGUGGCUUUCGCGGUGUUUAUGCUGGCGUCGGCUCCGCAAUCGUCGGCUCCGCACCCGGAGCAGCGCUAUUCUUUGUGAGCUAUGAGGGCGUGAAGGAUGGUUUGCGGAAAUUGAGAAAUGGCACGAAUGGGUCGCCAUUGGAUGAAAGGAGUAUCAAAAGGGAUGGGGGGCAAGCCAUUGCACGAAGUGAACCAGUUGAGCAUAUGAUAGCCGCAAGCAUUGGAGAAAUCGCUGCAUGCGCCGUCAGAGUGCCGACUGAGGUUGUGAAGCAAAGGGCACAAGCACUGCAGGGUCAUGGCUCGCUUGAGGUGCUGAGGAAGAUUCUGGAGCAGAGAAAUCAGAUUGGUGUCGCUGGGGUGCGGAGAGAAAUGUAUAGAGGAUGGUCCAUUACCAUCAUGCGUGAGGUUCCCUUCACAAUCAUACAAUUUCCGAUUUGGGAAGCGUUGAAGGGCUAUCGGAAGAAAUCUAAGGCCUCGGAUACAAUUUCAGCGAUUGAAAGCGGGUUGUUUGGGAGUAUUGCUGGUGCUAUUGCGGCAGGGCUGACGACCCCGUUGGAUGUACUGAAGACCAGAAUGAUGCUGGCAAGGGAAAAGCAAAGCAUGGUGAGUAUGGUGAGGCAAAUCUUACGCGACGAUGGCCCAAGAGCCCUUAUCAGCGGAUUGGGACCGAGAAUCAUGUGGAUCAGUGCUGGUGGUGCUGUUUUCUUGGGUAGCUAUCAGUGGGCUUACAACCAGCUUCAAGAGAAAACCAAUGUUUGA
Molecule: messenger RNA, 888 nt
Organism: Bacidia gigantensis
Lineage: Eukaryota; Fungi; Ascomycota; Lecanoromycetes; Lecanorales; Ramalinaceae
Exons: 2
Coding region: 1-888 (295 amino acids)
Biological process (GO): transmembrane transport
Cellular component (GO): mitochondrial inner membrane
Molecular function (GO): S-adenosyl-L-methionine transmembrane transporter activity
Source: RefSeq, a predicted model, not a curated record